Messenger RNA from Drosophila simulans, 2015 nucleotides. RefSeq names its product NEDD8 ultimate buster 1. The coding region runs from base 98 to 1942 and encodes 614 amino acids. The record is from RefSeq and is a predicted model, not a curated record. Lineage: Eukaryota; Metazoa; Arthropoda; Insecta; Diptera; Drosophilidae. The transcript has a single exon. Gene Ontology annotation, molecular function: protein binding. Gene Ontology annotation, biological process: regulation of ubiquitin-dependent protein catabolic process.
AAAAACAGAUUUUAAGGUAACACUGAAAUAGCAGUCAAAAAUGUUCGUCAUAAAUUUAGAAAUUAUUUAGUUCGAUUCGGGCACGGCAGCACGGAACAUGUCCCAGAUAAAUAAUAUAUUCAUAAAGCUGCGAGCCCGUCUGCGGGAGCGCGAUAUCAAGUUGUGGGAGGAGCCGUACUACUUCGAGGAGGUGGGCAGUAUCGAGUCGGAGAUGGACCGCCUGGCCAGGGACAUCAGUGGCGAGCUGGGCAUCAGCGUGUCGGACUGCAGGAUUGCCUUGACCGAAUUGCAGGAUGGUGCCUUGAGGAAGCUGGCGGCUCGCAAGGAGUUCAAUGACACCGGAUUGGCCACGUUCAAUGUGCGCUGUGUGGACAGCGCGGGUGGCACCGUGCAGAUGCUGGAGAUCAAGUGUUCGCUGGGUGGACUGGGCUCCGAUUUGCAAGCGGAGGUGGCCAAGAAGCUGGAUAUCGAUGAUCCCAGUCAUGUGAAGUGCAUCUCCGCAGGACGCAUAAUCAAUGGGCAUAAGACACUGGCCUCGCAGGGGCUCAAAACCAAUCAGCACCUCAUGGUGGUUGUGGGUGGAACUAGUGGAGUUCAGGAGUUGCACGAACGUAUCCAAAGGAUUCGUGCGGACUUGGAGAUAGUUGCGGAUGCAGAUCGCUUUAUGGAAAUGGAGGAUCAGGAUGGACGCCCAAUUUUCCUGCCACGAGAGGAAAAUCGAUCCCUAUUGAUGGCCUUGAGCAUGUACGAAGUGGCCAGAGUUGCCAUGCGUAAGGAGAACUUCGAUGAGGCUCUACUUAUCCUACUCGAGGCCGAUGAACUCUUCUCCCAAUGUGACUCAAAGCUCCUGGAAGGAGUGGAUAACUAUGCCUUAAUCAAUCUAGAUAUUGUGUGGUGCUAUCUGCGCCUGAAGAACAUCACCCAACUACCAGAUGCACAGCGACGUUUGGAUAUCUGCGAGAGGGGCUUUGUCAAGAGCUACGGCGAGCAGUUCAUUCGAUUGUUCUCGAUAAAGGGUCCAAGUAGCCCGGAAAGAGCUUUGAUCAUGAGACUGCACCUGCUCCAAGGUGUGCUCCUCUUUCACCAAAAUCGGCGGGAUGAGGCCUACGAAAAACUGGAGGUGGCGACAAUGGACUUGAAUGAGGUCAAGAUGAAUGACACUGAGCUUAGCACUCUCGUUGAAAUGGGCUAUGAGGAAUUGGAUGCCAGGUUGGCCUUGAGAUCCUGUGCGGGUCAAGUGGAUAGGGCCAUUCAAUUUAUCCAGGAACGCAGCGAGAGAAUCCGUGAGGAGCGCCAGAAAUCGGCUGCCGAGAGGAAAGUCAACCAAGAGAUGAUUUCUGCCGGUCAGGGAGAAGAAUGGAUUAAUCCGCGCAGCAUUAUUAGGCUCAUGGAAAUGGGCUACGAAAGGCGUUUGGUUGUGGAGGCUUUGAAGAGGACCAAAAAUAAUCUCGAUCGCAGUUUGGAUCUACUGCAGCGCCAUUCAGAUGAACUUAGGGCCCGUCUGCCCCCCAUUCCUCCUGUCGAUGAAUCGCUACUUACCACUCUUCAGCACCUUGGAUUUUCGGAAAUUUCCGCUCGAGAUGCUCUGGAAACUACGGGCAACAGUUUCCAAAAAUCUCUGAAAUUUCUAUUGAAAAGUUUCCCCAAUGAAUCGGAAUUACUUCCUGUUAUUGAAACCAUCACAAAGAUUUUGGAGGUUCAAGGACCUUCGAGCUCAACUAGUGCAACUGCAAAUAGCACCACCUCACACGUAGACUUAUCCACCAGCAAGGUGAACAUGCUCAAGACUGUUCUUAGUGAGGCCAAGUCGGAGAUUGAGUCUUACAAUGCCUUCAAGAGAUUCAACGAGAACCUCGCCGAAAACAGCAACCACUACUUAAACUUGCCCUUGGAUCAGGAGGAGCAAAUUCUGAUCGAGUAUAAACGUUUGCUCGAGGGCUAAUAAGAAAAAAAUUAUUUUUAAAAAAUAUUUGUAAAUCAAAAAUAGCCAAUAAAUAAGUACGUAUAAAUAUUUA